AUGACGACGGCCUGCAAGUGGCUCGACCAGCUGCUCCUCUUGUCGAUCAUCGUUUUUCAGGCCUUUCACGAGACUUGCCAAGCUAGACACAGGUCGGGCAGGAAACCGGAUGGAGAUAUGACACUCUGGAUCGAUCGACAACAGAUCAAAAUGUUCAGUGGUGUGGAGAUGGAAAUAUAUGCGAUUGACGAGGGUCGAGUUGUACCGUAUCUGUUGGAUCCGGAAUUCGAGAACAAAUUACCGAUCAUACCGAACGAGGUAUCGUACGUUAACUUCACCUGGAAGUCCGGCGUCAAGAAGUACUAUUACGAUUUUUUCUUGCUCAAGUCGUUCGACGAGUCGAUACUCAAGACACCAUCGAUCACGAUAAAAAAGCAAGGCAGAGUACCGAAGCGCCAAAAGGAGUUCAGCGUGUUGCUACCGUGCUCGGGCAACAAUUCCGGAGUCGCGCAAUUCGGGAUCGGUUUGAUGAUCGAGACGCGCAAAAACAAGCCACUCAACGGGACACCCUUACAGCUCAGCCUGAGAAAAGAAUGCGCCGUGCGCGGUGAGUGCGUCAGUCGCGCCCACGAUCACCAUUUCUCCGCUUCUCACACUGACAAGCCAAAUCCAGGACCGUGUCCGGAUGGUUAUUUGGGACCGCCGCAUUGUAAGAAAGCUCUGUGCUACCCCAAUUGCAUGAAUGGUGGUAAUUGUACGGCACCCGGAGUUUGUUCGUGUCCAGCAGGAUUUCAGGGACCUUACUGCGAAGGAGGUAUUUGUUCAGAAAAAUGCUUGAAUGGGGGAAAAUGUGUACAAAAAGAUACAUGUGAAUGCCCCAAAGGUUUUUUCGGCGAGAGAUGUGAAUUUUCAAAAUGUGUAGUUCCAUGUGUAAAUGGAGGCAAAUGUAAGGGAAACAAUAUAUGCCGCUGUCCAACAGGCUAUAAAGGUAAUCACUGUGAAAUUGGAAGACGGAUGCCGUUUCAUCAAACUUGCACCAGACAAUGUAGGAAUGGUACUUGUCAACCUGACAACACUUGUCAUUGCGAUCCUGGAUGGUAUGGCAAAUUGUGUAGUAAAAACAAACCCUGGGCUAAAUGAAUUCAGUACAUGUUGCGGUACUGUUAUUUAUAAUUUUGAUAUUUAUUGGGAAAUAAAUAGGUCAUCAUUCCAAAUUGUAGCAAAAUAUUACAUUCAGUAUUAUUUAAUUUUCAAAAAUGUAUAUAAUUACAAGUAUUUAGAGAUGUAAAAUAUUUCAAUCCUAAAGUCCAGAAAACAAAAUUGGAAAAAUAUUUAGCACCGCAACAUUAACAAAGAAACAUACAAGUUGUGAAUAUGUGGUCUAUACACCACCAGAGAUGUGAUAUGUAAAGCUAUUUUACACAUACUGUUAGGUAUUAAUUUUUAAUAAACUAUAUUGUUAAAUGUAUUGCAAUGACUGUUAGAUACAUAAUAACGAUUUUUA
Molecule: messenger RNA, 1444 nt
Organism: Trichogramma pretiosum
Lineage: Eukaryota; Metazoa; Arthropoda; Insecta; Hymenoptera; Trichogrammatidae
Gene: shf
Product: protein shifted-like
Exons: 6
Coding region: 1-1080 (359 amino acids)
Biological process (GO): anatomical structure development
Cellular component (GO): cell surface; extracellular region
Molecular function (GO): signaling receptor binding
Source: RefSeq, a predicted model, not a curated record